This is a messenger RNA of Schistosoma spindalis, 1700 nucleotides long. The record is from the annotation of a GenBank genome assembly. NCBI's taxonomy places the organism in Eukaryota, Metazoa, Platyhelminthes, Trematoda, Strigeidida, Schistosomatidae.
GUUCAAUUGGAAGGUCAGAUGAGAUGGAGAUAGUCGCGGUUGCCUGCUGCGUCUGUGGCAAAGAAAUUCCAGAGAGUCAGGCUUUAUACUGGUACAGUUGCCGAAAGUUCCAUCUACUUCGAUUAGCCCUCAAUGUAAAGCAUUAUUUUACUGCAGUGACAAGUGUAGGACUGCGGAUUGGAUAGCUUCGGACAAUCCAGAUCACAGUCAUCAGCAGUGGUGUAGUAAAAUGAAAGAUUUUAUGAGCUUCGAGCCCUUUCUUCAUAAACUGCCUUUUACUUUUGCUUCCAUAACUACUGCUGCAGAUUUUACGCAUUUUAAAUUAGACGAGAUCCUCUCGCGUUUCGGAGUAAAUCGCCAAGGCCUCUGGAAAUAUGAGUUUUCUUCUAAUUCACAUCAAUCCCAGAUUUCUCCAGGUGGUGAUCUCCCACUUUUCUCAGAUUUGUGGACUACCACCACCAUGGAUUCUGAAAAACUCUCACCGGUCACUCUGUCAUCGUCAUCAUCUUAUGAUGAUGCUCUAGUCCGGGCAUUUGUGUCCCCGUCACUCGCUGUAAUUAUGAGUUUGUCUCCAUUAUAUGACUCUCCUGCUCCAGAUCUUCAAGAUCCAAGCUUGGUGAAUAUUAAUUUGCGUGAUUGGCUUGACUACUACAAGUGGCGAGGUCUUUGCUCUCCGGAUGAAGAAAGUAUUUCUAAUCCACUGGCAUUACUACUUCACUGGCCUCUUACUCUUUAUCAUAUUGUUGCACACAAGCUUCCAAAAAUAAACCCCUUCUGUAUCCCAAAAGCUUUGAUAAAUCGGAAACUUAUCAUACAUGUGAUUGGAGUCGAAAAAGAACUCUCUCUUUUGCCAGUAUUCAAAGUAUGCCGGAGUAAUCAUUCCAUAAUUUUGAUAAUAAUAUUAGUCUUAACUGGAUACGAACUGGAUCAUUUGUUCAAACCACAACUCAGAAUCUAUAUCUAUUUCAUUGGUAGACAUUUUGAUUCUGCAGCGGAUAGAGUUGUUUAUCAUCUUUCUUCACGAUUGUCUGUAAGUGUUUGGAGUGGAUUAUAUCAUGAAUUUUUGCAUACUCAAAAAUCAACAAGUGAACUACCCGAUUUAGUUAUUGGUUUCAAUGCUGGUCUUGCUGCCUAUCCAACUUGGCCACUCACGCUGUCUUCCAUCGCUGAAAUUGGUGUGCCAGUGUUCUUUACAGAUUCUUGCUUAUACAGUUCAUUAUGGGGUUUCCAAGUAUCAAGUUCUUUGGGUUUAGGCCCAAGUAAACCUGAUGUCAUUUUGGACAAUGGUUAUGACCAAACCAAUGAUUCCAAUCAAACAUGUCUGUUUCUAAAUCCGUUUCGAAGCCCUAUCCGUAUUGAGGCUCCUGGUGUGCGAUGGAGCUGGUUCUCAAACGCCUUCAUAUUCUCCCCUUUUUAUUCUGCAGACUAUUUACAGCAACGGUCAGACCUACCUCCGCGAAUGGCUUCAAUGAAUGUAUGACUAAUUAACAUAGUUUCCGUUUCAUUCUGCAGUGGAUAUACCCAUGUCUCUUAUCUCUGUAAAUAUUCCAUCUCCAGUCUCUCCUAACGUUUUUUCCAUGUACUAUUAAAUGGCAAUUCCUUAAAGCUGUUGUGUGCUUCAGUUCGCACUCCUUCAUUUGUUAUCUAUAUAAAACGUAUAACCUUGUUUGUUGUGAAAGCAUUACUUGUUUUUCAAGUCA